This is a messenger RNA of Olea europaea var. sylvestris, 1296 nucleotides long. Its product is annotated as galactinol synthase 2-like. The record is from RefSeq and is a predicted model, not a curated record. Gene Ontology annotation, molecular function: glycosyltransferase activity. The coding region runs from base 100 to 1077 and encodes 325 amino acids. The transcript is spliced from 3 exons. NCBI's taxonomy places the organism in Eukaryota, Viridiplantae, Streptophyta, Magnoliopsida, Lamiales, Oleaceae.
UACCAACAAUCAGCAAAACUGAUCAUACCUAUCAUCCUCUCUAAAUUUCCAAUACUUUCACUGCAAACUUGUUUACUCUCUUAGUUUUUAACGCCAAAAAUGGCUCCCAAUAACCAUGCAGAUGCAGCAUCCCGUGGUCUAGUUAAGGCCGCCAGUUUGUCUAGCCGAGCCUAUGUCACUUUCUUGGCAGGCGACGGCGACUAUGUGAAAGGAGUCGUGGGCUUGGCAAAGGGAUUGAGGAAAGUGAACGCUGCGUACCCACUUGUGGUGGCUGUUCUGCCGGACGUCCCAGAGGAGCACCGCAGCAUAUUGGUUAACCAGGGAUGCAUAGUGCGUGAUAUUGAACCGGUUUAUCCUCCUGAGAACCAGACCCAGUUCGCCAUGGCGUAUUAUGUCAUCAACUACUCCAAGCUUCGGAUUUGGGAGUUUGUGGAGUACAGCAAGAUGAUAUACUUGGAUGGAGACAUACAGGUUUUUGACAACAUAGAUCACCUCUUUGAUUUGCCAAAUGAGUAUUUCUAUGCUGUGAUGGACUGUUUUUGUGAGAAGACAUGGAGUCACACCCCACAAUUCAAGAUUGGGUAUUGCCAACAGUGCCCGGAUAAGGUCCAUUGGCCUCAAGAAUUGGGUCCUAAUCCUCCUCUCUAUUUCAAUGCUGGGAUGUUUGUCUUUGAACCAAGCCUCCCCACCUACCAUGAUCUCUUGCACAAACUCAAAAUCACAACUCCGACUUCAUUUGCUGAGCAGGAUUUCUUGAACAUGUUCUUCAGGGAUAUUUACAAGCCAAUUCCCAAUAAUUACAACUUGGUUUUGGCAAUGCUGUGGCGCCAUCCCGAGAACGUGAAGCUCGAUGAAGUUAAGGUGGUCCACUACUGUGCUGCAGGCUCCAAGCCAUGGAGGUAUACUGGCGAAGAAGAAAACAUGGACAGAGAAGACAUCAAGAUGCUAGUCAACAAGUGGAAGGACAUUUAUGACGAUGAGACAUUGGAUUACAAUGCGGAUCCGGGCGCUAAUACUAUGUCUGGGCGUAGAGAAGCUGGCGUUGUUCGUUACAUCUCUGCCCCUUCGGCCGCCUAGCUCGGUCAUCUUGGUCACAGAGUAGUUUGAUCGGCUCGAGUUUUAUAUGAAGCUGGUCCUCCAGAAGCAGAGGACGAAUUUCUUAUAUAUUUCCCUGUUUUUUUUUUUAAGGGUAACAAUUUCUUAAGGUUCUUGAUAGCCUGGAUGAUGGCUUUGUAAACAUUUAAAGAACAUAUGUAUUACAUAAUGUUAAUGUUACUAUAUAUGUUCAUUAAAACU